UUGUCGUACCCGACACUUUACUCUCAACAAAACCAGAAUUCCACGCUAAGUUGAAACGCAUCUAAUGCUGCAACGACCGAAGGAAUCGACGAUGUUCGCUGAAGAACAUUGAGAAUUUCCGCGUCUGCAAUAUGGCCAAUCAAUCCUCGUCUCAUCCCAUACUCUGCGCUUCCUUCAAUCAAGAUAAUAGCUGCUUUGUAAUUGGAACGAGAGAUGGCUUCAAAAUUUUUGACUGUGAGACGGGGAAGCUCCUUCAUGAACGAGUUAUUGGGGCAUUCAUUAUUAUUGAAAUGCUAUACAGAACGAGUCUUCUUGCCAUAGUUGGGGCUGGUGAACAGCCAUCUUUAUCACCAAGGAGGUUAUGUUUGUUCAAUACCAUUAAAGGAACUGCUCUGCGAGAACUCAACUUCUUGACUUCCAUCUGGCAACCAGGAAAAAGUUGGUUUGACUGUUAUCUAAUAGAUGCAAUUAGCAUUGAACAGAAAUAUGAUGCUGUCAUCACAGAAACCACCAGAUUGAUAGUUGUAUUGCAAGAGCAAACAUAUAUUUAUGAUGUUAACAGUCUGGAAAUAAAGCGCGUCAUUGAUACAGUGCCAAAUCUAAAAGGACUUUGCGCGUUUUCAGCAAGUACAGAUAAUCCCUACUUGGCUCUUCCAGCUAGUACAAUGGAAGGGUCUGUAUUGGUCUACAAUGUUAUAGAUCUGCAGUCCCACUGUGAGAUACAUGCCCAUCGCUCGCCAUUGGCUGCCAUGGCCUUUUCUUCAAAUGGGAUGUACAUAGCAACAGCAUCUGAACAGGGGACCAUAAUUAGAGUUCAUCUAAUUUCAGAAGCAACUAAGUCAUACAGUUUCCGUAGGGGCACAUAUCCGUCCACAAUCUUUUCUUUAUCAUUUGGGCCAUCAGCUGAUCUUCCAGAUAUUCUUCUUGCCACAAGCUCUUCAGGUUCUGUCCAUAUUUUUUCCCUGGGUUUUGAUCUGAAUGAGAGGACAAAAAAAUCAAAUAGUUUCCUUGGAUCAAUAAUGCCUGGUUCUGUUAGCGAUGCGUUGGAUCCCGCUCAACAUCUUGUAUUUCAUAAGGCUUUUGCAGCUGGAGUCAAAAGUAAUGCUGUAGUAAGGAAGACAGAGAAAGCCAGUGGUACAUCAAUGUCUGACCCUGUGGCUUUGAGAGCUACUGUAUCAGUGAUAACAUUCAGCGGAUACUUUCAAGUAUAUAGUUUCAUAAUAAACCACAAGCACGAAGCUACAUGGACUUUAGAACAUGAGGUUAAUCUCUUGACAGCAGUUGCAGAGCAAUGAGCAAGUCGCUAACCUAUAUAACCCUAAUGUAAAAAUACUACCAAGAUGAACGACUUUUCCCAGGCUGCAACUCUGAUUCUUUUAAUGAAAAUAUGGUAGGGUCAGGUUCAACCUAUUUGGCAUGUGCCCUUAUGAUUUCAUUGGAAAGUGUGG
Sesamum indicum (sesame) is the source of this 1448-nucleotide messenger RNA. The record is from RefSeq and is a predicted model, not a curated record. NCBI's taxonomy places the organism in Eukaryota, Viridiplantae, Streptophyta, Magnoliopsida, Lamiales, Pedaliaceae.